Messenger RNA from Amphibalanus amphitrite, 1549 nucleotides. RefSeq names its product MYG1 exonuclease-like. Bases 452 to 1480 code for a protein of 342 amino acids. The record is from RefSeq and is a predicted model, not a curated record. The transcript has 7 exons. Gene Ontology annotation, cellular component: nucleus; cytoplasm. NCBI's taxonomy places the organism in Eukaryota, Metazoa, Arthropoda, Thecostraca, Balanomorpha, Balanidae.
AAAUUCACGAACCUUGAUCAAAUCGCCCCAGGCGCCCUGUUUUCACCGUCGUCCCCGGUACCUUACCUUUUCCCAUGCCAAUGCCUUAUAAUUUCAAUUCAAUUGAAUUGUCGGGUUAUGUGUGUUCUCAGCUGUCAUUUUGUUCAUCAGCAUGCUACCUAUCAGUUAUACCUGAUGAGGAAAUUCAUUGCAUUGAGGAUGUAUUUCUUUAUUCUUUGCCUCAUAGUUGCAUUGGUAAAUUGUACCAAACACAUAAAUUCAACCAUUUUAUCUAACAUUUCCUGCAAGUUGUCUAGUAACUGCAACAUCUUGCCUCUAGGCUCUAAACACUGGAAAGUUGAUGCUAAAACCAAGAGCUAAAACACCUUUCAGACUGUAAGCUGAUCCAUGCCAUUUUGCCGCUGAUAAUUUUCUUUCAAAUUGUGUGCAAAAUAUUGUGAUAGAUUAAGCAAUGACCACCAUGGUAUCAGAAAUGAAGAAAUUCAAGAAAGCUGUGCAUAAAAUUGGCACACACAAUGGCACAUUUCAUUGUGAUGAAGUACUGGCAGUCUCUAUGCUGAAAAUGCUACCAGAAUGUCAAGAUGCUGAAAUCAUCAGAUCUCGUGAUGAGGAUAUGCUGAAGGAAUGUGACAUUGUCGUGGACGUUGGCGCCGUCUACGAUCCCGACAACCACAGAUACGACCACCACCAAAAGUCGUUCACAGAGACGAUGCAGUCGGUGUCGGGCGGCCGGAAGCCGUGGACCACGCGGCUCAGCUCGGCCGGACUCGUGUACCACCAUUUCGGCCGCGACGUGCUGGCCGCGCGGCUGGGCGACGCGCCGGCCGACACCCACGAGGUGCUCUACGACCGGCUCUACCAGACGUUCGUCGAGGAGAUCGACGCCGUCGACAACGGCAUCAACCAGUACGACGGCACGCCGCGGUACCAGGUGACGUCGACGAUCGGGGCGCGCGUGUCGCGGCUGAACCCGGCCUGGAACGACCCGGAGCCCGACGAGCGGGGCCGCUUCGAGCGGGCCAUGGCGCUGGUGACGGCCGAGUUCGGCGAGGCGCUGCGCCGUCUGCACACCGUCUGGCUGCCGGCCCGCCAGCUGGUGGAGGCGGCGCUGCGCGACCGGCACCGGGUGCACCCGAGCGGUCUGAUCGCCGAGCUGCCGGCCGGCGGGGCGCCCUGGAAGGACCACCUGUUCACGCUGGAGCAGCAGCUAGAGCCGCCGGCGCAGGUCAUGUUCAUGCUCUACACCGACCAGAACGGCAACUGGCGCGUGCAGACCGUGCCGCCCUUCGUCGGAUCGUUCGACAUGAGGGUACCCUUGAAGAAAAGCUGGCGUGGAUUGCGAGAUGACGAGCUUUCGAAGGAGUCUGGCAUCUCCGGCUGCGUCUUCGUGCACGCCUCUGGCUUCAUAGGCGGCGCGAAAAGCAGGGAAAGUGUUUUGGAGAUGGCGCUGCAAUCGCUCAGAGAGGCUGACAAGCUGUGAUGCUACCUGCAAGCAACGUGAUCUCGCAUGCUCCGGGCCGAAUAUACGUCUUUUGUUUUUAUUUAGUUG